This is a messenger RNA of Mus caroli (Ryukyu mouse), 441 nucleotides long. NCBI's taxonomy places the organism in Eukaryota, Metazoa, Chordata, Mammalia, Rodentia, Muridae. The record is from RefSeq and is a predicted model, not a curated record.
AUUCUGCCCCCUUCCUGCACACACAUACAAGAGCUGCCAGUUUCCACAGAGACUAACUUGCCUGUGUGUCUUCAGCGAAACUGGCGGAAACCCAGAGGCAUCGACAACAGGGUGCGGAGAAGGUUCAAGGGCCAGAUCCUGAUGCCCAACAUCGGUUAUGGGAGCAACAAGAAAACCAAGCACAUGCUGCCCAGCGGCUUCCGCAAGUUCCUCGUCCACAAUGUCAAGGAGCUGGAGGUGCUGCUGAUGUGCAACAAAUCUUACUGUGCUGAGAUUGCUCACAACGUGUCCUCUAAGAACCGAAAAGCCAUUGUAGAAAGAGCAGCACAGCUGGCCAUCAGAGUCACCAAUCCCAACGCCAGGCUACGCAGCGAAGAAAAUGAAUAGAUGGCUUGUGUGCAUGUUUUAUGUUUAAAUAAAAUCACAAAACCUGCCAUCGUA